AAAGCCAAGGACCAUGAUCUUGUUGGAAGUUGACAGGAAGCAUGAAAUGAAGGGACUUCGUGCGUGGGUCGUUCUUACUUCGACAUCUAUUUUGCUGUUUGCGCAACUAUUUUGCAGUGCGAGGCCUUUCUGGGGGCAGAAGUGCUAUCUGGUGGUUAUUUGUGACUUCCUGUCUGAAAUCGCAAGUCAGGCGUCACGAAAAUGAGAAACGUUUAAACUCCCUUUUGUUUAGGAGCUAGUGAACUUUUCACUGGCGGAUUAAAUAUCUCUGGACGACAAAUUUUGGUGUUUAAUGAGAAGAUCGCUGAGAUCUUUUGUAGCUUCACUUUUCAGGAUGAACAGGAUGUGUUUGAUCACUGUAGUUGUUUUGUUCCUGGCCUCCGUCGGAUCUUCUUAUCCUCUUCAUGUUGAUGUGAACAUGGAGGACCUAAUGGCUGGAAACACACUGGAUCGAUUUAAAGUUCACUUUAGCUGGCACAACAUUAGCUGUCCGGUGUGUAAAGCUGUUUUCACCCUGGUGGACAUUGCCCUUUUGAGUGACACAAACAUGGAACAUGUGGCUCGUGCAGUAGGAGAAGCCUGUGUUCGUCUGCACCUAGCAGAUGAAAAUGUGUGCCGGGACAUAACAGAGCUUUUCCGUGAUGACUUCAUACGUGCCCUCCAGGAGUCUCUUCUCUGGCCCUCAGAGGUCUGCGCCUUACUCGUAGGACCCUCAUGUGGCCAUUUUGACAUUUAUGCCCCCUGGAACAUCACCCUGCCUCGUGUUCCCAAACCUCCAGUGGUCCCUCCCUCACCACCCAAACCUGGCUCACCUCAAAGCAGGGUGCUCUUCCUCACUGAUAUCCACUGGGAUGCAGAGUACUCGGAGGGAAGUGCGGCAGAUUGCAAAGAGCCUUUAUGCUGCAGGAAUGAGUCGGGUAAAGCCAACUGGAGGCACCGUGCUGCAGGUCACUGGGGUAGCUAUAGCAAGUGUGACCUCCCAUUGCGUACAGUAGAAAACCUGCUGCAGAAUGUAGCCAAGGCAGGACCCUGGGAUUGGGUCUACUGGACUGGGGACAUACCUGCACACAACGUAUGGUCCCAAACGAGGGCACAGCAACUGAAAGAGCUGACCACCAUCUCCAGGCUCAUCAGGAAGCACCUGGGACCUGACAUUACCGUGUACCCAGCUGUGGGCAACCACGAGAGCACACCAGUCAACAGCUUUCCUCCACCAUUUGUGCAUGGAAAUCACUCCUCCCGAUGGCUGUAUGACACCAUGGCUGAAGAAUGGGCUCCCUGGUUGCCUGCUCAAGCUCUGGAGACUCUGCGCCGAGGAGGUUUCUACACGGCUCAGGUGCAGCCAGGUCUGAGGGUGGUGUCCCUGAAUAUGAACUUCUGUGCGAGGGAGAACUACUGGCUGAUGGUGAACUCCACAGACCCAGCAGACCAGCUCCAGUGGCUUGUACACAUUCUGCAGGAGGCUGAAAACAAGGGAGAAAAGGUGCACAUUAUUGGCCACAUCCCACCUGGACACUGUCUAAGCAGCUGGAGCUGGAAUUACUAUCACAUAGUCAACAGGUAUGAGAGCACUAUAACAGGGCAGUUUUUUGGACACACACACUUUGAUGAAUUUCAGGUGUUUUAUGAUGAAGAGACGAUGACCCGAGCAGUGGGUGUGGCUUACAUUGCUCCAAGCGUAACCACUUACGUUAACCUGAAUCCAGGCUACCGUGUAUAUUAUAUUGAUGGUAACUACUCUGACAGCAGGCGUCUAGUCCUGGAUCAUGAGACCUUUAUCCUCAACCUCACCUUGGCAAAUGGUUUUCAGGAAAACUCCUCAUGGUUCCCCAAACCUGACCCUAACCCAGCGUGGACAUUGCUGUACCGGGCCUCUCAGGCUUACGGUGUCCCCAUCAUGUUCCCUGCUGACUGGGACGCUCUGGUCCGAGCCUUUGUUACUAAUGACCGCGUCUUCCAACAAUUCUGGUACUUUAUGCACAAAGGCCAUGUGUCAGAACCCUGCACUGAUGUGUGUAAGAGAGCACUGCUUUGCUACCUGCGCAGUGGCCGUUAUGACCUGUUUGAAAAGUGUGAUCGAAUUGAUCUCAAGAUACAGAGUGGACAGUCUUUCAGAAAGUCUUUGUGCUGAUCCAUUCAAAGUUAUCCACUAGCUGAAGUUAUGAAACGAGGCCACUUGCUACUAGUGAUUUUUUCAAAAUUGAGCACUUUUCGGUGUUAUUUACAAUAGUGGGGAUGUCUUCAGGGUUUCUGUAACAUGUAAUAUGCACUAUGGUGCUUUUGUUAUCCAAAAAUCAGAUGGUUUGGAAUCACUUUGUAAUUAAUUUAUUAAUACUUGGCACUGAUUACUGAUUUUACAGCUAAAAUCAUUAAAUACUUGGAUGAAAUGCCAUGGGUAAUGCAAUAGAGAUGCACUUUUCUGGUUAGCUAAUAUUGUAGUUAGUGACCGUGCUGUGCAAAAAUGAAAUAACCUUAAAAUACACAAUCUAUUAACUCAUUAAAGGACAACUGGAACACACACUCGGCCAUGCUGAAACCUCAGAUUGUUGAUGGUGCGCUCUUAUGUACUUUACUUUGAGACUUCUUGCAUUUUCAGAAUGGAUUGGAGUGAUAUGAUUUGGCCUCAACACUACUUUUAUCACAGUGUCCACUAUGUACAAUAUUACUAUAUACAAGGAUUUAUUGAUUUUCUUUCAAGGCUAUAGUGUAAACGUUUCAGUGCACAAAGUUUGGCGAUUACGCAACAGUAGAAUGUUACACAGAAAGUUCCUUUCUGUUAUACUUGACCUCAUCUUGCCCUUAAUUUCCCAGAAUGUAGCACAUUUAAUGCAAACAUUUCUUUUCUAACUGAGAACAUUGUUGGAUUUAGACUGUAUGUGUGUAAAAUUGGUGAUUUUAAAUGGUGUAAAUUUUGAGAAGGGUGAAGGAUGAAAUGAAUCUGAUGUGUUGCAA
Hemibagrus wyckioides is the source of this 2952-nucleotide messenger RNA. It is a transcript of the gene smpd1, whose product is annotated as sphingomyelin phosphodiesterase 1. Gene Ontology annotation, cellular component: lysosome. The record is from RefSeq and is a predicted model, not a curated record. Gene Ontology annotation, biological process: sphingomyelin catabolic process; ceramide biosynthetic process. The coding region runs from base 293 to 2131 and encodes 612 amino acids. Lineage: Eukaryota; Metazoa; Chordata; Actinopteri; Siluriformes; Bagridae. Gene Ontology annotation, molecular function: acid sphingomyelin phosphodiesterase activity. The transcript has 6 exons.